Molecule: messenger RNA, 1144 nt
Organism: Paramuricea clavata
Lineage: Eukaryota; Metazoa; Cnidaria; Anthozoa; Malacalcyonacea; Plexauridae
Source: the annotation of a GenBank genome assembly
AUGUCACUAAAAACCAGCAAAGUACCUCAGAAAUGGAAAUCCGCUAAUUUAUUACCACUCCCUAAAGAAUCACCAUUAAAUUCGUGCAACCAGUUAAGACCAAUCUCUCUGACGGACAUCAUCAUGAGACUAUUCGAGAAGUGCGUGUAUAAAUCUGAAAUCGAACCUAUCACAAGAAAUAACAUUGGUCCUGACCAAUUUGCUUAUAAAAAGGGUCACAACUCGACUAUGGCUCUGAUUAAAUCACAACAUCAAUGGCUAGAGUGGCUGGAUAAAAACGCUAAUUAUGUUAGAGUGCUGUCGUUCGAUUUCAGCAAAGCAUUUGACAGUGUGCCCCACGAUCUUUUGUUUGAAAAAGUUAAAAAGCUACCCAUUAAUCCGUAUGUGGUGAACUGGUUAAUUAGCUUUCUAGAAAAUAGAAUACAAAGAGUAAUGGUUGAUGGAAUGGUUACAGAAUAUUUAUAUAUUAAUCGUGGUGUCCCUCAAGGUACUGUUUUAGGCCCAGUUCUUUUCUCAAUAAUGGUUGAUGAUAUUAAAACUGCUGAUCCUAGUAAUGCGUUAGUCAAAUUUGCUGACGAUUUGACGUUAGGAGUGCCUGGCAACGAAAGUGGUGACACAUCUCGAUCUGAAGCUGCCUGUUUACAGGAUUGGGCGGAAGAGAAUAGAAUGCCCUUAAACUUGGAAAAAACGUACGAAAUGGUUGUUCGCAGACACACCUCUGUAGUUUUGCCCGAGCUUAUCCCUUCAAUUAAGCGAAAAACAUGGCUAAAGCUUUUAGGAGUUACUCUACAAGAUAACCCGUGCAACUGGGAUUUGCACUUUGAAGAAAUGCUCAAAAAAGCAAGUGGACGAAUGUACAUUAUGAGAGUUUGCAAAUACUAUGGACUAUCAAUUAAACAAUUAGAUCUGCUGUUUGAUAGCCUAAUUAUGUCGAUAUUCACUUUUGCUAUUGAGCUGUGGGGUUGUGCAUACGACGGUAAAUAUUUGAACCAAAUAGAUAAAUUCAUUAAACGUGCACAUAAGAAUGGUUAUAUAUCAAAACGAACACACAUUAAAGAAAUACGUGAUAAGAGAGAUAAGAAACUGUGGAACAAAAUAACAUCAACUGAGGACAAUGCAUUGCUUGAACUGCUGCCGGAAAAAA